AUGGAUUCCCAAGUCGAAAAUGACGAGCUCUACCCCAUCGCCGUCCUCAUUGAUGAGCUGAAGGUUUGCUACAUCCAAAAUCUCCUGGCUGAUUCCGCGCGUGAGAUGCACGAUGACGUCCUCCUUCGUCUAAAUGCGAUACACCGUCUUUCUACGAUUGCUUUAGCCUUGGGUCCGGAGCGGACGCGAGACGAGCUGAUUCCGUUCCUUGAUGGGACUGCUUUAGACUCCGUUGAAGAUGAGGAUGAAGUUCUGACAGCGCUCAGUGAGGAACUGGGCAACUUCGUAGAGUAUGUUGGGGGUCCGGAGUACGGGCACGUGCUUCUCUCUCCGCUGGAGAAUCUGGCGGCGAUUGAGGAGCCUCUAGUCCGAGAUAAGGCCGUCGAAUCCCUCAACAAGAUUUGCGAGCAGCUAUCCCAAAAGCAGGUGGAAGAGGAAUUUUUACCCAUGAUCUCCCGCCUGUCAAAAGCGGAUUGGUUUACUUCGAAGAUCUCUGCCACCGGGCUUUACUGUGUCGCAUAUCGUAAAGUUUCCCCGGCUUUGCAGCAGGCCCUCCGACAGCAGUUUGGGGGUCUCGUACACGAUGAGACGCCCAUGGUGCGGAGGCAGGCCGCGAACAACCUGGCCAAAUUUGUCAAGGAGUUGCCUACUCAAGUGAUUAUAGAUGAAAUGAUUCCCUUGUUUCAAUUCCUCACGAGUGAUGAUCAAGAUAGCGUGCGUUUGCUCACAGUUGAAAUUCUGAUCUCCAUUGCCGAGGAGAUCCCCAAGGAACAGCAGUCAAGCCACGGUGUACUUUUGACGUCGUUGAGGAACUUGUUCGAGGACAAGAGUUGGAGAGUGAGGUACAUGGUGGCCGAUAAAUUUGAAAAGAUGGCCAAAGCUGUCGAUGACGAGGUUGUAACUCGCGAUCUCGUGCCGGCAUUUGUAAAGCUUCUCAAAGAUAAUGAGGCCGAAGUACGCACCGCAAUUGCUGGCCAGAUACCUGGUUUCUGCAGCUUGAUCGACCGCGAAACGCUACUUAACGAGAUCAUGACCAGCAUUGAAGACCUGGUCUCGGACCAAUCCCAACAUGUCCGUUCUGCUCUGGCUACCCAGGUCAGCGGACUGGCCCCGAUCCUCGGAAAGGACGAAACGAUCGCGCACCUUCUACCAAUGUUUCUGCAAAUGCUGAAGGAUGAAAACCCGGAGGUUCGUCUACACAUAAUCUCGAAGCUUGACAUAGUGAACAAGGGUAUGGGCAUUUCUCUGAGGCCUUCCAUAAGUGAACUCCGACAGAGCGUCCUACUGACCAUUGGCCCAGUUAUUGGUAUCGACCUCCUCUCCCAGUCACUCCUUCCUGCCAUUGUUCAGUUGGCCGAAGACAAGCAAUGGCGUGUCCGCCUGGCCAUCAUCGAAUAUAUCCCUCUUCUUGCUAGCCAGCUUGGCGUCAAGUUCUUCGAUGAAAAGCUCAGCAACCUCUGUAUGGGUUGGCUCGGGGACACGGUCUUCUCCAUCCGGGAGGCGGCUACACAAAAUCUCAAGAAGCUCACAGAGGUUUUUGGCGUGGAGUGGGCAAACGGAUCAAUCAUUCCCAAGGUCAUGGCUAUGGGACAACAUCCCAAUUAUCUUUACAGAAUGACGACUUGCUUUGCAAUCUCGACUCUUGCACCUGUUGUCAAUCUCAAUAUCAUCGAAGCGUCUAUACUUCCCAUUCUUGAUAAAUUGGUGACGGACGACAUCCCUAAUAUCCGUUUUAAUGUUGCAAAGUCGUACGCAGUGCUGAUUGAUACAUUACGACGUCUUCCCGCAGAGGGCACCCUCCAGGAUCUGGAAAAAUCGGGCCAAACGGGAACUCCAUCACCACGCGGGCUGGAACUGAUUCAGCAACGGAUCCUCCCCAAUCUGGAGAAGUUGCAGGAAGAUGAGGAUGUUGAUGUCCGAUAUUUUGCCACAACUGCCGCAGGCGGCCACGAAGAAGUUAUGCAGACCUCGCCGUAG
Rasamsonia emersonii CBS 393.64 is the source of this 1977-nucleotide messenger RNA. RefSeq names its product Phosphoprotein phosphatase. Gene Ontology annotation, biological process: protein dephosphorylation. The record is from RefSeq and is a predicted model, not a curated record. Gene Ontology annotation, cellular component: cytoplasm; protein phosphatase type 2A complex. Lineage: Eukaryota; Fungi; Ascomycota; Eurotiomycetes; Eurotiales; Trichocomaceae. Bases 1 to 1977 code for a protein of 658 amino acids. The transcript is spliced from 8 exons. Gene Ontology annotation, molecular function: protein phosphatase regulator activity.